AUGUUUUGUGAUGUGAAGAAUUUAUCUGUGGAUGAUCUGGUGGUUAGACUGCGUGUUGCCGAGGAGAGAAUGGAAAAGAAGGUGGAGCAGAUUACUGACAAGGCCGGCCGGUUGCUCCUUGCUGAAGAGGAUUGGCUUGAGAAACACAGGCAUCGUUUCCAUUCCAAUCAGAAAGAGGGAGGAAGCAGUGGUGGUAGUCAGGGAAAAGGCAAGGCACCAAGUCAUGCAGAUGCAAGUGGCUCUGCCAAGACUGGUACUAUCAAGCUCACCUCUGAAGGAACACCGAGAAGAAAAGGUAGAUGCAGAAAUUGUGGGAUCUAUGGGCAUUGGGCAGAGGACUACAAAAGGCCUAAGAAACAGAAGAAAGAAGAGAAACGUGAGGAGGCCAACGUAGCCGUGGUCGGAGCUGAUCACAAUCCAGCUUUGCUCCUGGCUGUGGCUAGUGGUGUCUCACAACCAUCACCCGAGGUGGUCCAUCUGUCAGAGAAGAAGGUGAUUCCGGUGGCAUGCCCAGAAGGGGUGUGGGUAUCACUGAGAGAGCUUGGCAGAAGAGACGUGGUGUCUGGUAUGCCUAUUGUAGACCGAGUGGAGCAAGUCUGUGACAGCUGUGUUAUGGGAAAGCAGCACAGAGCUCCAUUUCCAUGUGUCUCUACAUAUCGUGCAGAGAGGGGUCUAGAGUUGUUCCACACUGAUUUAUGUGGUCAGAUUAGUCCACCAACACCAGGUGGCAAGUCGUAUUUUCUGUUGAUUGUUGAUGACCAUAGCAGGUUUAUGUGGGUUGAGAUGCUCAGAUCCAAAGAUGAAGCAUUGCAGUAUUUCAGAAAGAAAAUUGGCCCUGGGAUCAAGAAGCUGUCUGACAGAUCACAGAGAAUGGUUUUUAUUGGUUAUGAAGAGGGAACAAAAGGCUACAGGUUGCUAGAUCCUGUCACAAGGACACUUCACAUCAGUAGGGAUGUUAUAUUUGAAGAAAAUUUGGGUUGGGAUUGGAAUAAUGCAGAAUCUCUUAACCAGCCCGAGUUUGUCAUCACUGAACAUUCAAUUACUGUCGGUGGUCCGACAACAGAAUCAGAGGCAGCAGAUUCAGUGCCCAACAGUCCUGCUGUUGGUUCUCUUGUGGGAAAUCAAUUCCAACCAUCCUCUGCAGAUACUCAAGGGUCAACAAGUGUCCACACACCAGAUGCACAAACCCCACCUGCACAAGAAGUCAAUCAGUGGGCUACACCACCUCAAGGAUUAGGGAGGUGA
Molecule: messenger RNA, 1245 nt
Organism: Miscanthus lutarioriparius
Lineage: Eukaryota; Viridiplantae; Streptophyta; Magnoliopsida; Poales; Poaceae
Source: the annotation of a GenBank genome assembly